CUGGCCGGGUUCUCCCAGCCCCUUCAGGUGUCCUCUCGCCUUCCUCCAGGGGUUGCUACUCUCCACGCAGUUCUUCUCUUCUGCCUGGGAGGCACGAAGUGCCUCCUGGCAGCCGCUGAUGCACGUCUCCCGCGUCUAAAAGUCCCCUUGACAUCACUGCUCCUUCCCGUCUCUCAGGUGUGCGAUUCUCUUCUCAUCCAGCCGCGCCGAAAGUGAAAGCGGGACGGGCGGCAGGGAAGGAGUGAGGCGGAAGCUUGGUGGCCGCUGAGACAGAGAGUGGCCAGCCCGGCAGUGCGGCCAGCACAGCUGAGCGGCGCGGCAUGGCGGGGGAGGGGAUCAUCCGCUUCUUCCGAAGCAGCUUGCGCCGGAGAUCGGCCCGGAGAGAUGAAUCCCAGGAAGCUGUUCCUACAGAAAGAAAGCUGGAUAUUGGUGAGAGGCCAGGAGAGAGAAGCAGUUUCCUUUACUCUGCAGGACACUUGUUCUUUGAAUAUUUGGUUGUGGUCUCGCUUAAAAAGAAUGUUAAAGGAGAUUAUGAGCCCAAAAUUACGUAUCAGUUCCCAAAGCGUGAGAACUUGAUGAGGGGACAGCGUGAAGAGGAGGAGAGGUUGCUGCAAGCUAUUCCCCUGUUCUGCUUUCCAGAUGGCAACGAGUGGGCACCACUUACGGAGUACAACAGUGAAACAUUUUCUUUUGUCCUCACCAAUGUCGAUGGGAGUAGAAAGAUUGGCUACUGCAGGCGACUGUUGCCAUCUGGACGAGGUGCUCGUCUCCCAGAGGUUUACUGCAUCAUAAGCUGCUUGGGUUGUUUUGGCCUGUUUUCAAAGAUUUUGGAUGAGGUGGAGAAGAGGCGACAGAUCUCUGCAGCAGUCAUCUAUCCCUUUAUGCAGGGUCUACGCGAAUCCCCUUUUCCAGCACCAGGAAAAACGGUCACUAUUCAAAGCUUCAUCCCUGACUCGGGGACAGAGCAAAUUGAGCUAACACGACCCCUGGACUCUCACUUGGAACAUGUGGAAUUUCAGGCCCUCUUUCAGUGUCUCAGUCCCGAGAAGAUCCUCCAGAUAUUUGCCUCUGCAGCCCUGGAACGACGGAUAGUAUUCCUGGCUGAGGAACUCAGCUCCCUCUCCAAGUGCAUUCAUGCAGCUGCAGCUCUCCUUUACCCCUUUACCUGGGCCCAUACGUACAUUCCAGUGGUUCCAGAGCAGCUUCUCAGCACUGUCUGCUGCCCCACGCCCUUCAUGGUUGGGAUCCAAAAGCGCUACCUGGAUGAGGUUCAGGAUCAACCCAUGGAAGAGGUGCUACUUGUCGAUCUGUGUGAAGGAAAGUUCUUAAAAUUGGUUGGUGAUGAAGAAGAGAUUUUGCCUGUUAAGCUACAGAGUGAGAUGCUGUCCUCUCUGCCCACAAUGAACAACAGCGUACAGACCUCUGAGGAACUCAACACAUGUGUUUCAGACACCUUUGUACAGUUCUUUGUCAAAACAAUUGGACACUAUCCAGCGCACAUCAAAUGGAACAGGAAUGGUCAGGGCUGCUUCCAGGAGCGGUCAUUCUGCAAGGCCCUCACCUCCAAGGCCAGCCGCAGGUUUCUGAAAAAGUUUGUGAAGACUCAGAUGUUCUCAUUAUUUAUUCAAGAAGCAGAAAGGAGCAGGAAAGGUGUAGAAGGAUAUUUCCAGCAGAAAUUAAAUGAAUAUCAAGAACAAAAGAAACAAAGGAGACUCUCCUGAAUUUCUGCCCUAGGAUUGCUCACCAGCAGAUGAACGGACCUGUGCCUAGAGUAAUUGUCUGUUUGGACCAAGAGAAACCCCUAAGAGGAAGAGCAUCCUUGGAUAUGUUGGUUCUUAUGGUAGUCUCAUCUUUAUGUGUGAACCAUGAGAGGCCAGCAUAGCUUCAGAUUCCACUUCUUACCCUUUUCCUCCUCUCUCAUGCCUGGCACUACAAAGCUGCUCUUUUAUGUAGUUAACAUUGGGCUACAGUUUAUAGCCCAACUGACAGUAAGACAAAGCUGCAGUUCUCAAGAAAGUGGCAGCAUAAAACUGUAAUGAGCCAAGAGAUCAUCUUGGUCAAAAUAGGAUUCUAGAGUUCUCUAGAAAUUCAGUUAAAUGAAGGAGAAGAGUGGGGUGGCUAAUAAUGAUGAAGAUUGUAGAGCAAGUGACAAGACAAAUUAUGUGGAAACAUUUUUGUCAUUAAAAUGGUUUCCAGUCCAAA
Molecule: messenger RNA, 2202 nt
Organism: Rhineura floridana
Lineage: Eukaryota; Metazoa; Chordata; Lepidosauria; Squamata; Rhineuridae
Gene: DENND2D
Product: DENN domain containing 2D
Exons: 12
Coding region: 321-1721 (466 amino acids)
Cellular component (GO): cytosol; nucleoplasm
Source: RefSeq, a predicted model, not a curated record